Zea mays is the source of this 1087-nucleotide messenger RNA. RefSeq lists its product as uncharacterized. Lineage: Eukaryota; Viridiplantae; Streptophyta; Magnoliopsida; Poales; Poaceae. The transcript is spliced from 2 exons. Bases 79 to 867 code for a protein of 262 amino acids. The record is from RefSeq and is marked validated.
CACCGCCUUCCGUUCCUCAUCAAAUAUACGCAUCUCUCCCGACGAAGAAGGUGCAGCAACCAGCUGCAGGGCUCCGACAUGGGCGCUCUAGUUCCCCAGCAAGCUGCGGUUCUUUUGGCUGCGCUCUUGGUCUUGGCCGUCAGCUUAUUAGGCAAGACGGCUUGGAAGGCCGAGGCGGCAGCGCCGCCGGCGGUCGUGGUUGGCUCCGUCAAGUGCUUGGACUGCUCCCCCAGCGAUGUCGAUGCCUUCAAAGACCUGCAGGUAGCGAUCAAGUGCAAGUCCGGCGCCGACGAGGGCUACGAGACGAAGGCGCGUGGCCCCCUGGACGACACGGGCGUCUUCCGCAUCCCACUCGCCGCCGAGCUCCUGCGCGACGACGGGAGCACGGACCGCGACUGCUUCGCCCAGCUCCGCAGCUCGCCCGACGACACGCCGUGCGUCGGCCAGGCCCCGCCCAGGAUGAUCGCGCCCGCCAGCCAAGUAGACGGCAGCAGCAGCACGAACACGACCUACCUCGCGGCCGCGGCCGCGGCCGACACGGCGCUCUCCCCCGUCGCGUGCGCCUGCGGCAAGAAGAAGAAGAAGCACUUCAUGUUCGGCCCGCCGCCGCCGCCGCCGAGGCCGACGCCGACGCCCACGCCAGCCCCGACGCCGACGUACGGGCCCCCGACGCCGACGCCCACACCCGUGCCGGAGCCCAGGCCUCCGGCGCCCGAGGAGCCCGAGCCGUUCUUCAAGAAGAAGCCGAAGCUCAAGUUCAUGCGCAAGAAGAAACCGUGCCCGCCGCUCGCCGACGACGACACGACCCGGCGGCCUGCGGCAGCAGGCGGGCAGGGGCAGGAGAAGGUUCCCAUGAAACUGAACUAGGGGAUCGGAGCUGGCUCGUGCGGGGACAGCAGCAGAGCUCUAAGAUGUUGCAGUGUCAGUGACGUUCGUUUCGUUUCGGUUCGGUGAUGAUGUUGCUGUGUUGUCAGUGAUUGUUUUUGUUCGGUUCGUGUGCCCGUAUGUGUCGCGCGGCGGCAUUGGUGUUUCAGCCCGUUUGCUUGCUUGUAUGUGAUUUGAGAAAUAAAGAUAGAAGUUUUCGUUC